ACGGUCUACGCCACGGUCCAGAUCUCGCACCCCGCGCUCUCGUUAUUACGCGUCGGCGGGCGAGGAGGACGAGUGCGGUUACUUCUGCGGCUCCACAGGAUCCAGAAGGGAUGCGAAGGCGAAAGAAGCCGCCGAGGACGAUGAAGCCACUCUCAGGGAGAUGCUAGUCAGCCUGCAAAAGCAGGUGACAGUGAUGAGUAUGAAUCUGUCAGCGAAGCUGGACGAGCUGCAGAGAGGCGACCGGCAACUCGAGACGACGGUCGCCCUCUGCGAGAUCAGGUCGCAACUUCAGGAGUUGACCAAGAGCGUGGAGAGCUGCCAAUCGGAGGUCUCGGAGGUAAAACGAGAUAUGGUGGCCAUUAAGCACGAGUUGGACACAGUGCAACAGGUCAAGGAAGAGAUCGAGGAACUUAGGGAGUACGUCGACAGGUUGGAGGAGCACUCUCAUAGGCGAAAGCUUCGGCUUCUGGAGCAGGGCCUAACGUUUUUCCUAUCCUACGCGAUAUUGGCCGCAGUUUUAGGAAUGUUGCAAUUUGGAUACAAUACGGGUGUCAUAAAUGCACCAGAAUUGAAUAUAGAAAAUUUCAUGAAAGAUGUGUAUAAGGAUCGAUAUGGUGAAGACAUUCUCGAGGAGUCUGUCAAGCAGUUGUAUUCUGUCGCUGUCAGUAUAUUUGCUAUUGGAGGAAUGCUCGGCGGAUUCAGCGGCGGAAUGAUAGCUAAUAGAUUUGGCAGAAAAGGCGGUCUGCUUCUGAACAAUGUUCUAGGAAUAACUGGCGCUUGUCUAAUGGGUUUCACGAAGAUAACUCAUUCGUACGAGAUGCUCUUUUUUGGAAGAUUUAUUAUUGGCGUCAAUUGUGGGUUGAAUACAUCUCUGGUUCCUAUGUACAUAUCUGAAAUAGCGCCUUUGAAUUUGAGAGGAGGCCUUGGCACUGUGAACCAGCUGGCGGUCACUGUCGGUUUGCUUUUAUCUCAAGUCCUUGGAAUAGAACAAAUUUUGGGCACCGACGAUGGAUGGCCACUGCUUUUAGGUUUAGCUAUAUUCCCUGCCAUUCUACAAUUACUCCUACUGCCAAUUUGCCCAGAGUCUCCGCGGUAUCUUCUCAUCACGAAGCAAUGGGAAGAGGAGGCUAGAAAAGCUCUAAGGAGGCUGCGGGCUUCCAAUCAAGUGGAAGAAGACAUUGAAGAAAUGCGAGCUGAAGAAAGGGCUCAACAGUCUGAGUCCUCUAUAUCAAUGAUGGAAUUGAUUUGUUCGCCGACACUCCGAGCACCUUUGGUCAUCAGUAUUGUGAUGCAAUUGUCACAGCAGCUUAGUGGGAUAAAUGCUGUCUUCUAUUACUCGACAUCAUUGUUCACCUCCUCUGGGUUGACUGAGGAAAGUGCAAAAUUCGCCACCAUUGGCAUCGGCUGCAUAAUGGUCCUGAUGACUUUGGUGUCAAUUCCUCUGAUGGAUCGAACUGGAAGACGGACUCUUCAUCUUUAUGGUCUUGGAGGAAUGUUCAUAUUCUCCAUAUUCAUAACGAUAUCGUUCCUGAUAAAAGAGUUUUUUGGCUAUGUGCAGGAGAUGAUCGACUGGAUGUCGUACCUGUCAGUCGUUUCGACCCUCAGUUUUGUGGUCUUCUUCGCCGUUGGUCCUGGUUCGAUUCCCUGGAUGAUAACUGCCGAGCUCUUCUCGCAAGGACCCAGGCCAUCGGCUAUGGCCAUUGCUGUGCUGGUGAACUGGAUGGCCAAUUUUGUGGUCGGCAUCGGUUUUCCAAGCUUGAAGGGAGCAUUAGAGAACUACACAUUCCUUCCGUUCAGUGUGUUCCUGGCGAUCUUCUGGAUCUUUACGUACAAAAAGGUGCCGGAAACCAAGAACAAGACAUUUGAGGAGAUUCUGGCUCUUUUCCGGCACGGAAAUGGAAGAGGAAGCUUAAGAGACAGUCGACUCUAUGGGAGCAUGCUUAACUGUGUAAACGCCUUAGAACCGGCGCCUCCUCAACAAGGGCCCGGGACCGAGCAAGCUGCCCUGAUGGUCGCCGCCGAGGAUAAAUCACAUCACGAUUCAUGUAAGAACAGGCAUCCGUAUCGUGAAAAAAGACGUUUGACCAGUACCUAUGACCCCCGAAGACAUUCGGCGUACGCCACUGUGCCAGCUGCCUCCGAGCCAUCCUCUCGCGAAGAAAGAAACAACGGUCGACCUCCGCCGCCUCUGCCGCCGCCGAGAUUCACGAACAACAGCGGAGUCUGACGUUGGCAGGAGCCAAUGGAACCAACGGAACCCACGGAACCACUGGACCCAAUGGUGGAGCCCAGCACCCAACGCCGG
Messenger RNA from Ctenocephalides felis (cat flea), 2305 nucleotides. RefSeq names its product glucose transporter type 1 (gene Glut1). Gene Ontology annotation, biological process: monosaccharide transmembrane transport. The record is from RefSeq and is a predicted model, not a curated record. Gene Ontology annotation, cellular component: membrane. The transcript is spliced from 17 exons. Gene Ontology annotation, molecular function: hexose transmembrane transporter activity. The coding region runs from base 161 to 2227 and encodes 688 amino acids. Lineage: Eukaryota; Metazoa; Arthropoda; Insecta; Siphonaptera; Pulicidae.